Cloeon dipterum is the source of this 6745-nucleotide messenger RNA. RefSeq names its product sidestep (gene side). Lineage: Eukaryota; Metazoa; Arthropoda; Insecta; Ephemeroptera; Baetidae. The record is from RefSeq and is a predicted model, not a curated record. The transcript has 14 exons. The coding region runs from base 355 to 3135 and encodes 926 amino acids.
GCGGCCGCGAGUGCGCGCACCACGCAGGAGGAGAACCACCCUCGGCGUGGCCAGUCUCGCUCCAGCUGCGACCUAGCCGGCGUCGGUGCUCUCCCGCUGCUCUCUCAGCCUCACUCUGCCAACACAAAAACUGCUCCUUUCGCGUGUGUGUUCUUCGCUCUCUCGCUCGCUCGCCGACGUGCUCAGUGCCCGCCAGUGCGGAUUAAUCUUUUGGAUUACUUAUUGCCGGUACAACCAACAGCCAGCCAACCAGCCAAGCAGCCAGUUCGUUUUUAUUCAGGAGUGGCGUGAUUAACAGCGCAACUGCAACCAGGACACAAUGCACGUUUAGUUCUGGCCGUGGCAUCUGGCUGCAUGAUGGUUAAGACAAAGACGGCUGCACGUCGGAUGCAGCCUCUGCUGCUGAUGCUGCUGCUGAUGCUUUCCCGGAUGGCAGACGGUGUCGCGGUCGCCGCGCCUGACGACGCCCUGGAUUUUCAAAAAAAUCUUCCAGAUCCGGAAGUGAUAUGGGCAGUGCAGGGCCAAGAUGCUGAGCUGCCAUGCGACAUUACGCCACCGAUAUCUGGGGACAAAGUGAACAUGGUUCUUUGGUUCAAAGCAGGAACCGGCAUACCCAUCUACAGCGUGGACGGAAGGGGUGGAUCGCUCGAGUCGGGGCCGCACUGGGCCAUGUCCAGCGCCUUUGGACUAAGGACCUUCUUCAUGAGUGGUGUCAACGGCGCUGGCAAACUGCGAAUCAAGAACGUUGAAGCCGAAGACCAGGGCGUCUACAGGUGCAGGGUCGACUUCCUCAAUUCUAGGACGAAAAACUUCAGGGUCAACUUCACCAUAGUCGUUCCGCCCGACACCCCGCAGAUUUACAACGCCCAGGGGGAGGAAGUAGUGAGUGAGGCAGGUCCGUUCCUAGAAGGAUAUGACCUAUAUCUGUCGUGCCACGUGACCGGAGGCCAGCCCAAGUCAGCCGUCUCGUGGUGGUUGGGCAACCAGCUGCUUGACGCGACGCAUGAUGCCGAAUCGACCAACUCGAACGUGUCAAUCAACCAGCUGUUCCUGCCGAGCGUUGGCCGUUCUUUGUGGGGCCAGCGGCUGGCCUGUCACGCUCGAAACUCAAAUAUGACGUCGGCUGUGGUGAAGGAAGUGGCCCUGCUCAUUUACUUAAAACCGAAGAAGGUGAGCAUCAAAGUGAGCCGCGGAGCAACUUUUUCGGCGGGCCGGGUGCAUCAGCUGGAGUGCGAGUCGUGGGGAUCAGUGCCGGCACCUAGGAUGACGUGGUUGAUUGAUGGAGAGCCUCUCCGAUUGGCAGACACUGUCAUAACUCACGGACUGAACUCGAGCACCAGCGCCCUGGUGCUGCAGCCCACGCUCCAAGACCACGGCAAGGAACUCACUUGCCGCGCUGAAAACCCUAGAUUUCCUGGUGGCUUCGUUGAGGACCGCAUCCGCAUGAAUAUAGCCUAUGCGCCGACUGCUUAUGCCAAACUGGGGGAGAACAUCGACCCCAACAACAUCAAAGAGGGAGCUAACGUUUUCUUUAAGUGUGACGUGUCCGCCAAUCCACCUGUGAACAACAUCUCUUGGCUCCACAAUGAUAUUCCCUUAAGGCAUGAUCCAGAUAACGGAAUCAUCUUCUCGGACAAGCGUUUGCUGCUGAAGGCGGUGAGCAGGAGGACAGCCGGCAUGUACCAGUGCGUGGCCACGAAUAGCGAGGGUUCGUCCAGGAGCGAGCCAGCCAACCUCAAAGUCAUGUUUGCACCCGGGUGCAAGGGGGAUGGGCAGCUGCAGAUCGGAGCCCUGCGCCACGAGACCAUCAGCGUACGGUGCGAACUGGACGCCGACCCGCCCGUCGUGCGCUUUAGCUGGACGUACAACCGCUCAAGGGACGUGCUGCACGUGUCCGCCGCCAGGGUGCGUUCCACCGGCCUCACCUCCAUUCUGGACUACACCCCGGUCAGCGACGCCGACUUUGGCACCCUCGCUUGCUGGGCCAGCAACUCGAUCGGAAGGCAAAAGUUGCCCUGCCUCUUCCACAUCGUCCCAGCCAAAACACCGCGUCCUCCAGACCACUGCGUCGUUUCCAACAGCAGCAUCUCUCCAUCCGGCCUCGAGGUCGUCUGUUUGGCCGGCGAAGAUGGCGGUCUACCGCAGUACUUCGUCCUGGAGGUGUCCGAGGCGAGGAACAACCCGCUGGACAGACGGCGGGACGAUUCUGACCCAGACUCGGACGACUCGGAGGAGCAGGUGGUGUCGGUGGGCGCUGCCGUGCAGGCCGAUGGACCCAUCAGGCUGGCCCCCGUCUCCAGAAUCGUGUCGCACGAGCCCAAGUUUGCCCUGGAGAGCCUCGACCCCGGCAGAACGUACGACCUGUCGGUGUAUGCAGCCAACGCCAGGGGCAAGAGUGAGGUGGUCAUCCUGCCCAAGGUCAGGGUGCUCGCGUCUGAGGAGCACCGGCUGGCAAGCACAGGCAACACAGUUGUGGACGAAGUGACGCAGCCGGCCGCCUUGGUGCUGGGCGCCUUGGUGGCCGUGGCCUCGCUGGCCCUGUGCUGCCUGUUCGCGGCCGUGGCCACCGUGCUGUGCAAGCAGCGCCGCUCGAGCCGGCCGCGGGCAGCCGUCAAGCCACCAGCCGUAGAGGAGGAGAAGCCAGCCGUGGAGCUGAGCGUGAUCAGCGCGCCAGCCACGGUGCGGCCGCACCGCCACCUGCCCAUGCUACGCCGCAGCCAAGUGGAAAUGGAGCACUGCCAGCAGCAGGAGGCGCUGCUCCCCAAGGAGACCAUCACCAUCAUGGGCGGCCCGGCCCACCAGCAGGCCCCGCAGGACAUCUGCGGCACCUGGAGGCGGAGUAAAGCGGAAGUUCCUCGAUUAGCUCAACAAGCUGGAAGGUACACCGGCGCUGACUCGCCACUCGCUGGUUUUUGCACCUUUGCAAUGGCUACAGGGAGGAAUUUCAAUAGAAAACCACAGUGCGGGGAGGCGGAAAGAAGGUCAUAUAUAUAUUGGACUAAAGCUUCUCGGUGGCCACCGUGUGUUAUAUGUUUGGCGGUGAUGAUGGUGUGCUCAUGGUCCACGGAAUGUGCUGAGCAGAGGUUCUUAAAUAAGAAAAGAAAAACUCUUAGAGGCUAUACAUGCGGAAAUUAAUUUAAUACGAAAAAAAUCGUGAAACCUCAUAACCAUUUAAUGAUGCUGAUGUCUAAAUAGAAAAAUAAUAAAUAUGAUAAAAUCGCAAAAGAUUAAAAUUUUCCUGGUUUUGCCUGGUUUUGAUCUUUCUUUUUUUAGUAAUACUGUAAUUGUCUUCAGAAGGUAUUUUUUAUGAAUAAUAAAUUUAUAACAGUGUUCCAUAUUUUAUAAUGAUUAAACUUAAAUCAUUAUAUGUCCACAAAUGAUUUCAAAAAGCCCCCCACCUUUGUCUCAUUUUGAAAAAUCUACCCUGAAUUUUAAAAUGUUAAUAUUAUUAAUUAACGAAGAACAUGAGUUAAAUAUACAGAUUGCAAAAGAUUCCAGUCAUCCAGAAAACGUUCUUUUGAUAUUUCUUUUUCGAAAAAAGCGGUGGUGGGAAAAAUCGGACAGACCUAGCUGCAAAUUGCCCGAUCACCCAAAAGAUGAUUUCCAGCCGUCUGCUUUUUGCGCACUUCACCAACAGACGCUUGCUUUUUAUUCUCGUGAAGCGAAACGAAAAUUAAGCCUCUUAUGGAUCGUCGGAAAAUCUCGCAAAUGAGCAUUCGAAUGAAUAUGUGCAAGAGCCGUCAGAAUAAUGGGAAAUUUUAUAGAUAUUCAAAGUGGGCGUGCGAUCGAGCAAACUCUCUGCUUCAGCUCGAAUGGCUAAUUGAAGGAAAGUGGCAAUUGCGUGGAAGGAAAAGUUUUUGUGCGUCAGUGAAAUACCGCCUAUUUGGGCUGAUAAAUGAAAAUGAAUAAAGCAGCGCGGGUGGACCCCUCGAAAGAAGAUUUAAAUAAACACGUCAUAAGAGAGAAACUGGCGGAGGAAAAGAGAACGCCGAGCGCGACGAGAAAAGUUUCGACGUGGAGAAAGUUAUGAAUUAAUUUAAAACUUGCACACUCGCGUUCGUUGUGUGUACGAAUAAAAGUUGGACGCUUUGUGUUUUGAGUAUAACGUUAAUUGAAUUCCUCCGCGGCAGGGCGCGAAGCUAAGGGUGCCUUGCUACUGGCCGCUCAUAACUCUCAAGUGAAACAGGUCGCUUUAUUGAAAUCUAUCAAGAUGGAAGUUAUUGCUCUUCAAAAUUUCACUAAGAGCCGAACAAAAAAGUCUCAAUGCAUCUUGUCAGACCCACUUUAAGACGGAGGUUUUUUUUUAGAAAUGUGAAUUAUUUCCGAAUACUGUUAGAAAAAAAAGGGAAAAAUGUAUAUCCACGGCCAAAACUUCUGUAAUAGAGCUGUUAGUUGGUGUCAGGGUUUCCCCUGACCAUAUAAAACGUUCAGUAAUAAUAUAUAUCGAUCUAAACGAUGUAAAGUUUGUGGGUGCCCAAAGGGGAGAGAGACUCAGGUAUUGAAACCACGACUUGCAGGGAUGACUAUAGCUCCUCGACUCGCUUCUUCUACCGACUGCGGACCGAGCGAGACGUCGGCUACCUGGACCUGAUUCGAACCUCAGGCGCGGUCAAAAAUGCAAUUCCAGUGCUACAUAUUAAGGCGUGGUUCGAAUUUCUUAAAAUUGCAUGAUCCGUGUCGCAACGAUUUGGAGCGAAUGAAAAAUUGCUCAAUAUUCUCAAUUUUACAACCUCACCACACCUUUAUUGAAUUAAUUUAGACAGCGUUGAAACGUUCUGAGAAGCUGAAGUUAACUCGGCUGCUAGUGUGGCACAAACGAUACACAUACAAUAGAUCAAGCAGAGGCCAACCAGCUUGGUUGCUUACUUAGCCUCGCACACCACUGCUCUCAGCGUGCGCCAAACUAGGAGAGACUAAAAUAGGAGAGUGCAUGAACUCGCUCACAAAACUAGAGUUGAAUUCAGCGGCAAACACGGUGUGUGGCAAAAGUUUAGUUCGCCGGCCCCUUUUAUGAUAUCCAAUUGCUCGUCAGCCGGCUGGAAAUCCUCCAGUAGCAGAGGCGGCUUUCUGUGUGCGUCGCGUAUAAUUAAAGAGCUAGCACAUGCGACACGACUUCUUCUUCUUCUCGGGGCUCACCAAGGAAGUUGCCUCACUCGCUAUUUGUGCAGCUCCCCGGAACAAAGCAUCUCGCAGAGCAAAUUACAGCGUGUCAUAAUGCCUCCUUUGAGCAACAAUCGGCAACAAUUGAAUUAGAACACGUUGUUCUAUGGCUCCGCAUUCGGCGGAGAAAGAGGUGAGCUCGCACCUCCUUCUCUAGGCCAAAGUUUGCGACUAAAAGACGGCGAUUAUUGCUUUGUCCUCUGCAGCAAUUAUGCCGGCGAGUCAGAGAGGAAAGUAAGUAGAGUCUCUUUUGUCGAGUGUGUGCACUCAUUUUUGCAGCCAAUGCCCUUUGGUGCUUUUUGCGCCGUUCCGCUCUCUCUCAGUCGCCCAACUUUUGCAAUUUCCUUCCUCGACAACGAAAUCCGCGGAAAAUUGCCACUGUUUGUAUGCUAAUUUUCUGCCCUCGCCAGCACAGUAAUGAAAAGCCGUUCACGAGUGUGCACGCACGGUUUUUGCUUGGAAAUCAUAUAACGCCGCCGGAGAGCAUUGUUUGGCCGACUCCAUUCCAUUCCACAAAAAUUCCCCCCUCUAAUUGGACACAAAUGUUCCCACUGACCAAGCAAAAAAUUCUGCGACUCACUUAACCAAAUAAAAUACACAUUAUUAAUAAAAGUAACCAGAUUUAUAAUCAUGAAUGAAAGUUAGUGGCUAAAUUUGGGGUUAACUACGACUGUGAGCAAUCAAAUAUUUUAUUCGUCUGAGCUUCCAUUCGUCAGGCGACCAUCAAAUGAGCACAAAUCAUUCAGUUUUAAGACAAUUUUUGUUCGUGUGAGAAACUUACUCCGUAUCUUGAAAUUUUGAGCAUAAAUUUUCAAUCCAAAUAUGUUUUUUUACAAGCCCCACAAGUCCGAAAAUCAUAUUUUCGUGUAUAUAUGCGAAGAGAUGAGACCAUUGCAAAAUUUAAAUCAGUUAUGUUAUUGCUUCGGGGCAAUAAAUUAUUUUAAAAGUGCACGUCAUUAAAUUUCAAUUAAAUCGGUACAUUUCUGGUUCAGAAAAGCUUUCUACUUCAAAUCUGUGUUUCCCACAUCUUCCGUCAAAGCAAUUUUUUCGCUUGCUGCUUUCUUGAACAAGUACGUGUUAAUUAAUGUGCUUCAGUUCGGAAUUGUUGCACAGAAUUGCCCUCAUUAAAAAGGUGCUUUGGUCUGUCCUUAUUUCAGUUAAAAAUGGGUCACAGAAACAUAUUUAUUUGCUUUUUGAUUCACCACCAUUUGCGUGAAUCCUUUUGUUCGUUUUCAAAUCCUCCCAAAUUAAGUGCAUUUACUAGUCUCACUAUUGCUAAAAAAAGAUUAAUGUGAAAUUGAUUAGUUCUUUCUUCAUAAUUAGUAUUAAUUAAGUAUAUUAUUUGAUUAUUUAACGCCGUGUAAAAAUUGUUUUUGUUCAGCUCUCAGGCGAUUGAUGGUUUAUAAUUCUUUGGAAUGCAGCAUAAACUAUUUUCAGGGCAUUGAAUUCGAACUGAAAAUUAAAAUUCAGUUUCUUUCUUACAGUUGUUUUCUUAAAUUAAUUAAAAUGCCAUUUUCAUCCUUUCCAUUAUGCAAUUGAAACCCUUCUUAAUCGACUUAGAAACCGUCUAAAAGAAAUGAUUUUG